Messenger RNA from Apiotrichum porosum, 504 nucleotides. RefSeq lists its product as uncharacterized. Bases 1 to 504 code for a protein of 167 amino acids. The record is from RefSeq and is a predicted model, not a curated record. NCBI's taxonomy places the organism in Eukaryota, Fungi, Basidiomycota, Tremellomycetes, Trichosporonales, Trichosporonaceae. The transcript has 3 exons.
AUGACCUCCAGCACCACCGAGCCCAUCUCGCCCUCGCGCUACGUCACUGGCCACGACGAAAAUGGCCGUGCAGUCUUCAGCUUCGAGGGCCAGAUCCCCACAACCUCUUUUGACGACAAGGGCCGCAAGGCCAUCUUUGCUGUUCCCUGGCAGACCACCACCUUCCCCGCCGAGUGUUCGGGUCCCGACGCCGUCACGCUCGGCGGCCCACUGAACAACGAAUCCGGCACGGUCUGCCGCAUCGUCGAGUUUCCGCCCAACAUGUCCUCGCCGCCCCACCGUACCGUUUCGCUCGACUAUGGAAUCAUGGUCUCGGGCGAGCUCGAGCUCGAGCUCGACGACGGCCACGUGAGGAGCAUCGUCCCUGGCGACGUGUGUGUUCAGCGUGGAACCAUGCACACCUGGCACAACCGUACCGACAAGUGGGCGCGCAUGGUCUUUGUGCUUGUUGCCAGCAAGCCUAUCGAGGUCGACGGCAAGCCCCUCGAGUACGUCAUGCACUAG